AGACGCACUGUGGCGCCAAACGGGUUCUGGUUCCGUUCUCGUGCACAUAUAGGUGCACACGUCCCUUGAGAUAAGGACCGUUAGGACUCUGGAUAGUGAAGAAAAGACUCUUCUGGCUGGAUAACAUGAGCGAAUUGGCAGGAUUCAACAUUGAGGACUUGAUUAAUGUUACACCAAUGAAUGGAGGUGGAGGAAUGCAGCAGGAGCCCAAAGUUGAACAGUUGAUGGGCAAAUUAAGAAGGCUGCAACAAGGUAAAAGAGCCCUGGAAGAAGAAAUUAAGGAAUUCAAAUCUGUCAGUGACUCUUUGCAGAAAGAGCUGGAAACUUUACAAACUGAAGCUUACCAACUGGAAGGAAUCCAUAAAGAAAAAGAAGAGUUGUGCAGGAAGCUGCAGUUCCAGUGUGAGGAGUCUGAACAGGACUGUUCCAGGCAUUUAAAGCAGAACAAGAAAAGUGAGGAACUGCUGGAAGAGUACAGAUGUGAAAUCCAGGAAUUCAAGCUUAAACACCGGAAGCAGCGGAUGAAGUUUGAAAACCAACUUCAUCAGCUGAUAGAGCAGCACAAGAAUCUGCACUCUGUCUUUACUCCAGAAAGGCUCCCAGAAGAAAUAGAGAGUGCUGGGAAUACGAAAAGUCAGCUGUUAUCAGCUGAACAAAUUAAGUUGGCUCAGCUGCACCGCCUCGAUGAGGAGCUAGAAGAGAUGAAGAAACAGAAGCAGCCAGUGACAACAGCUGCAGAGACUCAGGAGGAGUAAAACUGUUCGUAGGUCAUUUUAAAGAAUCAGAGGUAACAGUCUCUUGUUUUAUUUCCAGUUAGAUGCACUUUGAUCACUUCUUGUCAAGUGAAAACCUUAAAUCUCACAAAUGGCAGCUUCUGGGUUUCAUCAGUCCAGGUGUUUCAGGAUCCUUCCUAACAUGUACAGCAAAAAACUGAAACUUUAGUUGACCAAAAAUAAAAAUGUACACAGAAUUUUAGUCACAACUUCAACUACAAUUUAUACCAGUGACAUCCAAGUAAAAUUUUUGCCUACCAAACUCUGUUAAUUCCUGUGUCCUUGGCUACUUUUCUGUAAGUACUUCAUGCAUUUACAUUCACUCUUCUGUAAGGCAUGGGUUUGUUUUGAUGUAUUUAUGAAACCAGAAAUAUUUUACAUUGUUACUGGUAAAUGGUGUUUUUCAAGUGCCUGUAGUAGUAUCCUGUAUGGUACUAUGAUCUUACUUAAAUAUUGAAAUAUUGUGUAUUGACAUAAUAUAAAGGUGUUCAUAUAUCUAAAAUAAAAUAAAGUUUUUUAACAA
Messenger RNA from Perca fluviatilis (European perch), 1296 nucleotides. RefSeq lists its product as uncharacterized. The coding region runs from base 126 to 755 and encodes 209 amino acids. The record is from RefSeq and is a predicted model, not a curated record. Gene Ontology annotation, cellular component: synaptonemal complex. The transcript has 10 exons. NCBI's taxonomy places the organism in Eukaryota, Metazoa, Chordata, Actinopteri, Perciformes, Percidae. Gene Ontology annotation, biological process: synaptonemal complex assembly.